This is a messenger RNA of Truncatella angustata, 1216 nucleotides long. RefSeq lists its product as uncharacterized. The record is from RefSeq and is a predicted model, not a curated record. The transcript has a single exon. Lineage: Eukaryota; Fungi; Ascomycota; Sordariomycetes; Amphisphaeriales; Sporocadaceae. Bases 99 to 776 code for a protein of 225 amino acids.
AGAUACUCAUUCUUGUCUCAUAGAAAAUAUAUGCCAUUCUUCAAACAUCUCAGAGCUGACGAGCUUGGCCGUCAGCUCAUCUCGAAUGAAACAAUCCAAUGGAUCUCCUGCUUGACUCGAGCUUCUUAUCUGUGCAGCAGGCAGUUCAGAGCUUCCUGACAGACGAAGAGGCCAAUCAUAUAAGCGAGCAGUUCAGCGGGGAUUCAUGGCGACCCAAUCGUCAAGUGCUUUGGGAAAGUGUCCGUCAUCCCCUUGUCGAGCAAUGGGCCAGGGAUCAUGACAUGCAGACACUCACUAUCGCAUUAGGCCCACUGGCGGAACCAGGUCAUCCAAAGUGUCUGAGAGCCAAUAUGCCCAAAUCUCGAGUGAGCACUUUCAUGAAAGGAGCUGGUGCCCUCUUCACCUGGUUCAUAACACUGGGCAGUGAAGUCACAAUCAUAUGUCAGCCACCACCCGAUAGGUUCAACCCGAAGCAUGGGACCAAUUUCCAAGCGAAUGAGCUACCAAUUCUCAGGCGAGCAAUAGAAAACGCUUCCUUGGACGUCUAUAUGGUUCAUCCCGAUGUCAAAAGCGCCAUAGAGUAUCGUUAUCAGGUGUGGCCAAAGAACAAUACGCAAACAUGGAUCGAUAAAUAUGGGAAUGAAGCUUACAAUCCACAACCUUGGAGAAAAGUCGCAAAUACGCCAUUGCUUCUGAGCAGGCCUUAUUUUUCAAUUCGCCUAGAGAGUGACUCUGACGGUGUGAAGUUCGUGAUGCAACAGGUGAGUAAACUGUGACCAAGCCAUACCGGAGAGGCGCCGACUUGCGCCGGCGGGAACCACGCAUCUAGGUUACUGACUAUUGGAGCUACGAAGAGUGAUCCGCGAAACGCGAUACAGCAAUCACAAGGGAAUACAUCCGACCGACCAAGACUGCAAUUUGUUAUGAACGCUCACGAUGACACUGAGAUAAAUCGAACCGCCGCAUGCAGUAUUUGUAGCUCCUGCGCAGCACAGUCUGCACAGACCAAAGGCAAGGAGAAGGCGACCACAACCAUAGAACAAUCAUCACAAGUCCUGACUCUGGUUGAAAGCAACCUCCUGGUCGAUCUUACCAACCGAAAUCAACCCAGUGUACAUCAAAACGCCUCAAGCAGUGCCAGCAGCUCGAACGUACAGCCGGGGUCCUCGAAGCAGCAGCAGCAGCAGCAGCAGCAGCAGAAGCAGAAGCAGAAGCA